CUCACACCUCCUCGACAUUCUACAACAAUCAUUAUUUGAGGUCCAUCAUCCACUACCGUACCAUGUGGCACAACUCUUUGGAAAUCCCAGAGGACCUUCAAUAUGGCGACAGCGUCCUCAACGCUCUAUUGUCAGAUCUGUAGACAACCAAUCCGCCUCGAUGGGACCAUAAAGCAGCUGAACCCUGCCGCACUUGAUGUCUUAAUUGGGUCAACUGGCAAACCUCAACGGGGUGCGGCAAGUGCCUCUCGACUGGCCUAUCCUCAGGAACGCAGGGCAAGAUAUGACCGUGUCACCGCACAAGCAGUGUCGCCCAUCCACAAGCGCACAAUUCCCCCACCGCUGGAUGAGUCGACAUUUGGCGGCUCAAGGGGGGAUGCACAGCUCAAGGCAGAUAUGUCCUUCAUCGAGAUAACUCAGUCACAAGUCGACCUUCCGCUGGGGGAUCAGACCGAGCAGAAAUCCUUGGAUGCCGUCGGCCCCCACGAGACGAACGGACCUCAUCCUGAACCAAGGCAGCAUACGCUUGCUGAUGAUAUUUCCAAGGCGGAGAGGUUGUUUUCCAUAUUGUCAUCACAUUCUGAUGUUGACCAUCCCAUAUGUACCGAGUGCACUGCCAUCCUGAUCAAUGGCUUAAAAGCUCGCAUGAACAACGCCACAAAGGAAAGAGAUGCCUAUGCCUUUUUCCUGAAAAAUAUACAGCAGCACAACUUGUCUGCACCAUCUAAAGAUGCGCAGUCUCUUCGCGCACGCAAGGCCAACGCGGAAUCGGCAUAUCAGAAGUUACUACACGUGGAGCGUGAAGUGGAACAGACAAAGGUUGACAUUGCACAACUCAAUGAGGAGAUUCGUGCCUUGGAAUCGAGUGAAGAAGCCUUUUGGCUUCUACGCAACUCGCUCGAUGAGCAGUUACACGACGCCACCAUUCAAUUGAACACACUCCAACAAUCGUUUAGCCACGAUCACCGCCGUCUCGAGCGGCUCCAACGAACCAACGUCUUCAAUGACACAUUCUGUGUGGGUCAUGAUGGAUCGUUUGGGACCAUCAACGGGCUGCGCUUGGGACGAUUACCAAAUAACAACGUGGAGUGGGGAGAAAUCAAUGCUGCAUGGGGCCAAACAUUACUGUUGUUGGCCACCGUUGCUGAAAGACUCAAAUACGUGUUCCAGGGCUAUCGCCUCAAACCGCAGGGCAGCAUCUCCCGAAUUGAGAAACUCGACUAUCUCCAACAGCCGCCAGACCAAACAAGACCGCCGACGACAGCUCGAGAGCGAGUUCUCGGUCCGAGUACGGCAAAUCCUGAACCCAAAGUCACGGUGCUGGACUUGUUCAGUAGCGGUGAAAUGGCCAUUGGCCGAGUACUCAACCAUCGAAAAUUUGACAACGGCAUGGUUGCAUUUCUCGACUGUUUGUCCCAGGUGGCCAAGUUUGUCGAACGCAGUGCACCGGAUGAACAGACCAAUAAAGCGUCCUCGCAGCGGAUGACAACAGUGCGGACAACGCCCAAACAACCUGUUCUCCCAUAUGUGAUUGACAAUGACAAGAUCGGCGGGAUAUCUAUCAAGCUGGGCAUGGGGUUUGGAGACGCAGAAUCCUUCACUCGAGCUUGCAAGUACGUUUUGACUUGCUGCAAAUUUCUUCUUGCGUACGUGAGCAACUUGGAAAAUCAAAGAAAUGUGUAAGAUGAGAAUCAGCUAUGAAGCCUCAAGCCAGAGGGAGAUUUCGCUGCAACUUAAAGCUAGGCUCAACGAGGGUUUCAACAUGUUUUCGAGAGAGCUGGAGGCGACAGCUGCUCAGUAUGACGCGGUAGUCUCUGCAUGCCAAUCAUCGGCGCAACCUGGAGGUCUGCGUGCGGCACCUGGAUGUCGAUUGUGCAAUGCGUCUGCCAUCCAUUUUUGGUAUAGAGCUUGGAUCCGGCAGGACGAGAGAAUAACCAAGAGACAACAUUUUCCCGGUCUGCAGUUUGAACACCCCAAUCAAGUAGUUUCUGGCCAACCCCUUGAUGUUGAUGACUGGGAAGCACGAUCAAACGAUGCAGAUCUGAGAGCAUGAGUUGGCGAAACGACAGGCUGGUAUCCGAGAGGGGUUCCAAGGUAGGGACACUUACAAAGAUGGCGCUUACCUCUGAUCGCCGAGAUGUAAGCGUUGCCAACUUUCCUCGACAACUCCUCGUCGGGAUUUGAGUAGAAAGCAAGAGUUUCCUUUGUUGAUGUUGUAGUUUGUCUAAUUGCUUGGAGAAUCGUCGGUGAUUGUUGUUCAGCCGGCUCUAGGAGUGUGACGAUCGAACGGUCAGCUUCAAUAACCACGGGAUGGUCACUCGAGUUGAUGGCGGUGGACUUGAUCGCGAAAGGGUCCACUUUGGGAGUUUCGAUAUAUCCCAGUCUCCAUUGAGCGUAGCCGACGAUGGUUGGCUCGCAAUUUGACUCAUUGGACGCAGGCACCAGAACGGCUUUGAAUAUGUGAUAUCGGUUGUGCUUGUCGUGAAAGGCAUUGGUCAACUUUCGACAUGUGGUUUCAUACAAAGACGUUUGUCCGUAUCUGGCAUGAAACUCGCGAAGACCAUCGUCUAAAAGGGCAAAGUCGGUAAUGGAUGCAAGAAGGGGGAUGUCGGCUUCAUUCGUGAUGGGAUGUAUCUCGAUGUGGGAGGAGGGGACCGACCGAGCCUCAACCUUAAUGUCGCCCUCGCCAGACAUGAGAAUAAUGAUAUGGCCAAAGUCGAAAGAGGAUGGAAAGAUAGGUGGACAAGAUGAUGGUGGGUAAGGUACUUUGACACAGCAAGUCAAUGACUUUGAGAUAUACUCGAUGAUUAAAAGGACCUGUGCCUUUCCAACGAGCUCUGAGAGUAUUGCAAUAUGACUCAAAAUUACACGGCCAUCAGCAUCAAGGAUAGUGGUGCGGGGGCCAGGGCCGGGCCCGGGGCUAG
This is a messenger RNA of Exophiala mesophila, 2924 nucleotides long. RefSeq lists its product as uncharacterized. Bases 103 to 1683 code for a protein of 526 amino acids. The record is from RefSeq and is a predicted model, not a curated record. Gene Ontology annotation, biological process: cellular response to nitrogen starvation; autophagosome assembly; late endosome to vacuole transport. The transcript is spliced from 2 exons. Lineage: Eukaryota; Fungi; Ascomycota; Eurotiomycetes; Chaetothyriales; Herpotrichiellaceae. Gene Ontology annotation, cellular component: phosphatidylinositol 3-kinase complex, class III, type I; phosphatidylinositol 3-kinase complex, class III, type II; phagophore assembly site.